Closterium sp. Naga37s-1 is the source of this 947-nucleotide messenger RNA. NCBI's taxonomy places the organism in Eukaryota, Viridiplantae, Streptophyta, Zygnematophyceae, Desmidiales, Closteriaceae. The record is from the annotation of a GenBank genome assembly.
AUGAGACAGGUCCAAGGGCAGCAACAUAUUGCGACCUCACGCAGCAGGACGAAUUGCGCCACGUUUAACGUGAAUCGGCUCCUUUCCCUCCUUGUGCCGGUGGCAGUGAAGGCGCUGGUGCAGCUGAAGGAGGCGUGGGGCAUGUGGGCGGGCAACAGCAACGCCACCACAGCGUGCUCUGCAUGGACUGGCGUCACGUGCAGCCCCAAGGGGCUCGUCGUUGCCCUGGAUGCAAAGCUAUUCUCUGACGCGGAUCCUCCCCCCAGCGGCGCCAUACCUGCCUCCAUCACUAGUCUCGCCACUCUGCAAUACCUGUCCGUCACCAUCCACCCACCCUCCCCCUCCACUGCAUUCAUCUUGCAUGCACCAUGCCCUUCCUCCGUUUGCCAUUCGCAGCCAUCGAUUGCUUGCUCUUUUGCCUUCAACCCUCUCCCACGCCCGUUCCCCGCCCCAACCUCCGACCUGACCUACAUUGAUCUGGUGGGGUCCAUUCCAUCCCUCGCCACUCUCACCAGCCUCACCCACCUGUACGUGCUGCUCUCGCAUGGUUCCAGACCUGGAGCUAUUGGAGUGGACGGCAGCAGACUGGCUGGCAGUCUGGAAGGACUGGCGUGGCUCUCCUCCCUCACCAACCUGAAAACACUGGGUCUAGAGUACUUGGCUGCAUUUACUGGGGACUUUUCCUCCCUGCACAUUCUUUCUCACCUGGGAAGCCUUGAGAAGCUGAAUCUCUUGUCGCUCACCAACGCCACAGGGGAGAUUCCCAGAGAGAUCCGAUACUUGACAACCCUCACUGCACUGGACGUAUCCUUCCUUCGUGCCGUGGAGUUUCCUGAUUGGGUCACUCACCUCACCAACCUCCAGUAUCUGAACGUGGAUACGGACGAUCCACGGCGGCAGGGGCUGCUGAAGGAUGACAUGUCUGAGCUCACCGCACUCACCACCCU